Messenger RNA from Rotaria sordida, 795 nucleotides. The record is from the annotation of a GenBank genome assembly. NCBI's taxonomy places the organism in Eukaryota, Metazoa, Rotifera, Eurotatoria, Philodinida, Philodinidae.
AUGACUUGCAAUCUCAUUUUAUGCAUAUUUAUACUAAUAAUAUUAAACUUUUAUUGGAGUUAUGGAGCUAGUGGUGCUACACGUGAUCAGCUUAUUCUUGCAAAUUUCAAAGCACAAUUAUCAAAAGCUCGUACAUUAAAACAAGCUCUUGCUAUAUAUGCUGAUGCAAAUGUGAGGAAUAGGCAUCAAGUAGCUAUGCAAACGGAUCUUCGUAAAAUUGAAAAAGAAAUUAAUAUACAAUUGGCUGAUUUUGAUUUACCAAAAGAUGAUAAGAUUGUUCCAUAUGUAAAUGGUGGAUGUUUACCACGUAUAACAUGUGUUCCAGUUUAUGCUCAACAAGCAACAACAGGUGGUAUUGUUUUUCCUAAUUGUGUUGAAGUUCAUCGAUGUUCUGGUUGUUGUCAAGAAACACAAUUUUCAUGUGAACCAACAAAAAUUGAUUUUGUUUCAUUCAGUCCUAUUAUUAAAUUUGAACAUGGUGAAGGAUCUAUUCCACCAAUCGCUGCAUUAAAACCAUUUAAAACAGAAAAUCAUACAGAAUGUACAUGUAAAUGUAAAUUAAAAGAAGAUGCAUGUCCAAGUAAUGCUCAAGUAUUGGAUCAUGAAUUAUGUCGAUGUAGGGAACAAGCUUGCUUUCCUCAAUGUCAAGCAAUGCAACGCUGCCAAUUACUUAAUACACAAGAUAAACCAUCAUGUGUAUGUAAACGACCUAUUCCAGGCCAAAAUGGCGCAUAUUCAUGUCCAUCAGGUUAUCAGCCUGAUGCUCGUUGCAAGAAAUGUAUGAAAUAUCCAUGA